AUGACGGCAGAGGUUAGGCCUCCACUGGCACUCGUUGAAGUGCAGCAGAAGCGCGAGGCCGCAGGCCCACAGACGACCUGGGUGAGUUCCUCUCCUCUUCCCGCCUUCUCUUCCCUCACCGGCACGCCCGUCACGCCGCUCCCCCCGUCGCGGCUGUUCGCUUCUUGUGCUCGACGUGCCGCCGCCACCCUGUGCCCGACCGCUUCCCUCCCGCCCUCGGAUUCUGCUCUGUCUUCGUUCGCAUCGCUGUCUGGUCCCGUUGUGCCGUCUGCCUCGCUUCGUUCCUCCUCGGCCUGUCCAUUUUCUUCAUCCGUGGAAGGCGCGCAAAGUCUCACUGCCCUCUCAUCCCCUCCAGGCCACGGCACGCACCGGAAGAAACCUAGUCGGCACUCGCUGCUCCCCGCGGGAGAGAAUUCCGGAGGUUUCUGCGACGACAACGAGCACGGAGAUGACGUCCGGAGCGAAGGCGACUCUGGCAGAUCGGACGGAACGGGAGAGGGAGGCUGCAGCGAUGAAAAAUUCGCCCGGCCACACCCGCAGAGUCGUGGACGAGGAGAGGGCUCGCUUCAUACCUGCUUCCCCGAGCUUUAUGAGAGCGCGCAUGCCCUGUCUUUGGCGCCUCGCACAGCCACCGGAGGCUGCCAUGGGAGUAGCAGCGCCGACACAGGAGAUGUAGGGAGGAUCUGUGGGGAUGGGCUCACGAGGCCAGCGGACGCACAGCUGCAUGGGACACGCAAGGACACACAAGCGGAAGACGCGAGAGGAAGCAACGAAGAGGCUAAGGACAAUGGGCACGAGUGCCGCGAGUGUGAACCGCUCAGGGAUGACGGAGACACAUCGCGGGGAGGUGUCGCGGCAACGCAACGCCAGGCUGAAGCCAGAAAGAAAAGCCGAGGCAAACGAGAAUGGGCCAGGGGCAGACCAGAAGAGCUUAAGCCGCAGGGGCAGUGUCGGGAAGAUGACGGGGGUACAGACACCGACAGGCCUCAGGAAGAGAGGAAAUGCGACCAUGACGAGAGUCAAAGAUACGCUGAAGGUGGCCGCACAUUUGGCAAAGAACACAUGCAAGCGGACGAUAUCCAGGAGCCAACAGAGACCGGAAGAAAUAUGGGUGCACAGGAACUGCCAGAGUGGCGUACUCCUUGCGAAUGCUCCAGUUCAGGUGAGGAAGAGCCUUGGGGCGAGAUGAACGAAACCACACAGGAUACAAGAGAUGAACGUGAAGGGCGCCUGGUGCCUCGCAGCAGUGAUCCGACUGAAAGUGUAACGCAAGAAUACCAGAACCGAGGGUCAAGGGGAGAAGGCAUGAGGGAGGCCCCAGACGUCGCCGAGGGCAAGGAAAUGUCCCGCGUCUGGAAACAGGGCACAGGCGCGGGCGCGGGCGACACGGAAGCCGAUGCGCCUGUUUUCUGGUGCAACAGAGCUAGGCAUGCUAUGACGAUACCGGGAGGAAGAGGCGUCCAGUUUUCGCUUGCCCGCGAUAGCGCGAAAGCCGAUGGCGUGAUUGUCGCGGCACUCGGAAGCGAACUCGCAAGUGCCGAUGCAGCAGCCUGCCCUGGCGAAGACUCUGAGAACACAGGAGGCGAAAGAACCGUCACAGGACGUAGUAGACGAGAUCAAAAGGACAGUGGGGAUGGCCGUGGGAGUGGCAGUCUCCUCAGGGUGGCUGGUCACCCAGGUUCUGAAGACGCCAAACCAACUGAUCAAACUAACGCGACGCUCCUCUCUACGACCGGCAUCCAUUUGCAGUUUCCGUGGGCCUUGUUCCGCAAGCGGAAACCUGGAGAAGCCAGUGCAGGUUGCCCUGCCGUUCCCUCUAUGCAUGCUCGCCCGCCGUCAAUUGCGCGCCUACAGCUAGAAACGCAGCCAUGUUGUUCGCAUUUGACGGCGUCGCGUCCUUCUCCGCCAGCUUCGUCGUCUCGCGCUUCACCGGUCGAUUUGCGUUUUCCUGCUCGGCUUGCUCCUCGCGGCGUUCCAUUUCGCAUUCAUCACUUCGCUCCCCCUUCUCUCUCGUGUGCGGCGUCUCCCGUUUGCCAUCGAAGCCCUCGUCCCUGCUCGAUGUUUGGCUUGCCUGUUGUAGCGUCCGCAUCGGUUUCCGCGUGUGCCCCCUCGUCCCCGGCUGUGCUGCGUGCGCAGUCACCUCCUUCGUCCCUUCUGGCUUUUCCUGCGUCUGAGUGUCCUUCCGUGUUUUCUUCGCGUGCUGAGCCACCGGCCGUACCACCUCGGUGUCCCCGGUCACUGUCGCCUGUGGCUAGCCCACGGCGACCGUGCCUCCCUGGAUCUUCUUGUUCGCCUAAGCAUUCAGCGAGCCCUGCGCCGUGUGUGCUGUAUUCGGCGCCGUUUUGGAAGCUUCCCUCUGCACUCGCCGGAUUCUUGUCGUCGGUUGUUGUUGAUUCUGGUUCACCAUUUGCGGAGGCUCUCCCCGUCCUCCUCGCUUGCUACUCGUCGCCUCGCUUUCCGCCCUUCGCAUACCCGCGGGCGUUUGCUUCGCCGGUCCCUACGAGGCCCCUGCCUCGAGAACGGGAUCAGCCUUCUCUGACCGGGCUCCGACAGUCGCUCCGGUGGUUGCAUCGCCUGCUGCAGAAGGGGCCUUCAAAGCUUGUCGUUCGUGGUAGUCGCUUACGCCCUCCUUCGUCUGCGGGCGCCAGUUUGUCUCCGGGUUCCCGGAGACCAGCGAAAAGAGCCCAACGAUCAGCGGAAGCUUCUAUCCUUUUGUUGAAACAAGGCUUGCCGAGGCCUGCCUCUUCAUGGGCAUGCACUGCUACUUCGUCAGCACUGCACGCGGAUGCUGGUCGCAGUGGGGAAGGACAGCCGAGUAGCGUCGCCUCAGGCAGAGUCCGGAGGUAUGAAAAUGGCAUGGACUUUUUUUCUUUCGCGUCCGUGCUCGUCUCUUCUGGCGUGACUUCUUUAUCGUGCUCCUCGAAACGCCGUAGGAGUUGCAGCGAGCGUGAAGCAAUUCUCGCUUUGGGAGAGCUUUCUCAGUUGUCCUCCGUGGCGUCGCGUAGACCCGUCCUCUCUCCAGACUUCCCCCUGCAUGCUCGGGCCGCGUGUCUGCUGCACCUACGCACAGGGGUUCAGCAAGAGUCGGAGGAGAGAGACUGGAGAGAAAAGACGACCGCAGAAGAACACGCGGAGAAGCAGAGCAAAAGAAGACGCCAAGAGACUGCUCAAGGCGAAGAGCGAGGACUCACCGAGAAAUGCAGGAUCUCGGCGGAACUCGACGAUGAACACUCCCUGAGACAGGAGACACGGCGCACGCCGAGUGUAGACGCGGCCAGACACGAAAGUCUAGGGACAGCGGACGACGAUGCAGAGUCAAGUGGUGAAGCCUACGGCGCUGUCGAGAAAGCGGCCGCUUGCUCUGGUCGAGGUGUGUGCGCACCGUCGCAGGGAGAUACGGGCCGCACUGGGUCGCCACCUGGCGCCCAGCGAGACGCCGUGGAAACGCACCCCGCUGAGGGCCCUUCGGAGGCGAACCAACACGACGCCACAGAACCUCUAUACUGUACAGGGCGCGACGCCACAGGGGGAAGCUUACUUGAGGCUCCUGAGGACAGCGAGAGCAGAUAUCCUCAUGAAAAUGAAGCAGUAGCAGAGACCGAAGGCUUCUUGCCUGUCCCACCGAGGGCCGUCGGCGAAGAGGAAAAGGCUGGGUCUGAGGAAAAUGUAGAACGGCGAAAAAGCUGGGCUGGGCAACGUCUACCGGAGAUGGCUCCAGAUGAAAGAACCGCUAUCGGGUCGAUUCAUGCGCUGCUGUCACUGGCCAUCCGCGCUCCAGCUGGUCGCACCGAAUACCUUCGCCCCGCUGCGCUGAAUAUGUCAGCCGCCUCCAUCGAUGGCGGUUCAGGCGAGCAGCUUGUCCCCAAGGCGCGUCAGGAGAUGAGAGGAGUGCGCGGUGAGGGAGAGAAUGGCGACGAACAAGGCGAGGAACAAAGUGAUGGAACCGGCACGGAAGAAGAUAUCAUAUUCUCAGUUGUCGGCGAAGAGGAGCUUCUGCAAGAAGAAGCAUCCCUGCCUCUUCGUCUUCCUCUCUACCUCUACGUCUCGUACUCUCUCCCUGUGUGGCGGCUGCUUCCGCUGCACUCUUUAACUCGCCCAGGGGAGCACUCCUCUCGGCCUGUAUCGUAUUCGUCAUCUUCCUCGUCUUCCUUUUCCUCGCUCUCUCGAACAAACUGUUCAAGCGCGCCUGCCGUACCAGAUGGAGGAAGAGCUGGCGAGUGGCCCUACCCGGAUGUGAGGGAAUACGGAAUAUACCAUGCAGUAGUUGAACUCGUCGAGGCGUGCAGCCUGCGGCGUCAGCAAGUGCGGCUGCUUGAUUUUACCUCCGACUAUAGUGCAGUGUUUAAUGCAGCGAGAGAGGGAGAGCCAGGCUGCUUGCCGUCUCGCGAAACAGUUUUACUUUCUUCUCGGAGACGCGAAUGUAGCAAGAGGGACCACUCUCGCGCAAGCGGCAGGGUGACAGACGAAGGGGAGGCGCAAGGAGGAGGGGCGAGCGGAACGGAAUGGCGUCGCAACAGACUCAAGAGGCAUACCGGCGAGGCAGGCGAUCAGCAAGAGCCAGGCAUUGCGUCGCCAAUCUUCGAACCCGCACAGGCGACUAAUCGAAGCGACCUGCAGAUGUUCGACAGCGAUGUCACAGACAGUGAAAGCGCGGACCGACGAGAGGAUAAAAAAGCACCAGCGUCUGGUCCUGACGGAAAUAAGGAAGACGACGUCUUUACCUCGCUGGCUGCUGCAUUGGAUGCAAUCCAGAAGCGAGUCGAAGCCCUGGGCGGGCGCGUUGAAGGCGUCGCGGAGGCCUGGUGCUUCUGUGGAUUCUGCGCACAGGCUCGUAAAGUAGAACGGCCAGGCGAUCUUCCUCCCUCCCUGUCUCGGCUUCACCCAUCUUCACUCGCUGGAGCGCCACAACAGCCCAUCGUUCGCGCCGAGGGUUGUGCGCCGCUUGUGACGGGGUCGACGGAACGUUCAGCUCUAUCGCCGGCGUCCACCAGCACCCCCCCUCGACUACCUUCGUCAGCGUCGUUCUUUUUCGGGCGUUCGCCUUCUCAGCCAUCGACGACUCAGUCUUCUUCCAAAUCUGAGGAUACAGUGUCUGCCGGCAUGUGGCCUCCGGCUGUGGGACCAUUUUUUCGAGCUCAAGGUGUGAAAGGGAGUAUGCUGGCCGCAAACGUGUCUGCAACGGUGUCUGCAACGGGAGGCUCUGCGGGCAUCCCGAGUUUGUGGGGUUCCGGCGAAACGACUCACGCAGAGUUGCUAACGAACCAGGAGAAGUACAGGGCGAUGUCUGAUAGGUUGCGCCAUGCGAAUCAUGGACAAGAGCACCGAAAACGAAACACGGCCAACAUGUUCAUUUGGAUCGCUGCUGCGAACGUUUUCCUUAUGUCUGGACUACGUGACAAAAAUGCGAAGGCUCUUCGGCAUCUCUUCUGUCGUCAGAGCGUACAGAUCAUUUUCCCUCUGCACCUAGUGCGCCGCAAAAAGAGCGCACGCCUGGACGGAAUGGAGACGCUGGCACGAACAGAUGACGGAUACGGACGGCUGCGCGGCCCCCGAAAUACGUCCCUGGGAAGCGAAAACAAGACUGAGGAGAAAGUAAGUAAGCCGAGGCGCGUGAGUGAACGUGAUGUGCACUCCGGUGAGCAAGGGCGUCUGGACGACGCCGCUGAACCUUACCACGUUCAUCCGCGUCACGCUUUGUACCCUGCGUCGUACCUCAUAGCUCAGCUGGAGACAGAGCACGGCGAGGCGAAUGUAGAGAAAACGAGGAUAAAGAUGUGA
This is a messenger RNA of Besnoitia besnoiti, 5778 nucleotides long. RefSeq lists its product as uncharacterized. The record is from RefSeq and is a predicted model, not a curated record. Lineage: Eukaryota; Apicomplexa; Conoidasida; Eucoccidiorida; Sarcocystidae. Bases 1 to 5778 code for a protein of 1925 amino acids. The transcript has 2 exons.